AUUCAACACGUUCAUGUACACCAAGAAAGAAUCACAAGAUUCCUACCAAAUUAGAGUAAAAAAACUGUCCAGGUACUUUGGUUAGACUCUAGAAAUCAAGAAAGGAUGCUUUGAUUUUGAUGUGUAGUCCCUUGCUUGGAGAAUUUUGGACCUCAAGAUUUUGUCUGGUUAAGACUUGUCUAAAGCAACCACCUUUUACAUUCCUCACUCUUUCCUUGCUCCAAUAUACUUCACUUUCUUCAAGCACCCUCCUAAUUCUCUUUCACCUCAUGAAUCCUUGACUACAAUCGUGUAACUCCCAUUUUAUUGGAUACCCAUCUGCACUUUCUUGACUUCUGUUAUUGGGUAUCUUUUAUUUUAUUGAAAAACACCAAAAAAAAAUAAAAUUUCAAGUUCAUCCACAGUUUUGAUUAGGGUAUUGAUAUAUUCUUUCUGAAGGGUCUUUUAAGCUGAGAUUUGGUGGAGAGACAUGGUGGGAGCUUUAUCCAUGGUGGACCCACACACUAGUCCAUGUUUGUGCUUGGAUGCGCUGCCUACAACUAAUAUUGGUCUUAAGAGUAGUGGAGACGUGGUUUUGCAGAGGAGUUCAAUGAAGAGAAAGCAGUUAACAAGGCCAGGAUCAUUGGAGUUGGGGAGUUCUUUUGUGGACUCAUGGCAUGAUUGGAGGCUCUCAUCGAAAGCUAUUUCAGGAACUGUUAGUAAGAGCUCAAGGAAACAGAGAAAGGAUCGGAGACUAGUGGUUGUCAACGAGUUGGGAGGGCAAUAUGAGGAUAGUUUUGAGGAUGUUAAAAUGCAAUUAAUCAACUAUUUCACAUACAAAGCAGUAAGGACUGUACUUCACCAGCUCUACGAGAUGAAUCCAACACAAUAUACAUGGUUUUAUAAUUUUGUUGCACAAAAUAAGCCUGGAGAUGGCAAGCGUUUCAUUCGCUCUCUUGGGAAGGAGAAGCAGGACCUUGCUGAAAGAGUGAUGGUCACACGCCUUCACUUGUAUGGGAAAUGGGUUAAGAAAUGCGAUCACGCUGAGAUAUAUAAAGAAAUCUCUGAUGAGAACUUGGAGUUGAUGCGUGAACGGCUCAUGGAGAUUGUGAAAUGGCCAUCAGAUGAUACAAACACGGAGAAGACUGGCUGAAGGGACGCAAGUUUAUUUUUCAUUUUUCUUUUCGUAAUGUUUGUCAGCGGAGGUAUAUCUUUCGUCCAAUGGAAACUAGCGCCUUAACACAGCAUCAUCAUUCUUAUUAUUCAGCAGCCAAAAUGUUUAUAUUUCCCACAAAUCCGUCCAGCUUAUACACUAUCCUUUCCGUGCAAGGUUUGAAACUAAACAUGUUGCAGCAGAAGUAUCAUGUAAUUGUAACAAUUCUAAGAAUCAGAAACCUGAUACGAUUUCUCCGUGGAA
Populus nigra (black poplar) is the source of this 1396-nucleotide messenger RNA. RefSeq names its product chaperonin-like RbcX protein 2, chloroplastic. The coding region runs from base 470 to 1132 and encodes 220 amino acids. The record is from RefSeq and is a predicted model, not a curated record. Gene Ontology annotation, biological process: ribulose bisphosphate carboxylase complex assembly. The transcript is spliced from 5 exons. NCBI's taxonomy places the organism in Eukaryota, Viridiplantae, Streptophyta, Magnoliopsida, Malpighiales, Salicaceae. Gene Ontology annotation, molecular function: protein folding chaperone.